Sitodiplosis mosellana (orange wheat blossom midge) is the source of this 1263-nucleotide messenger RNA. Its product is annotated as SPRY domain-containing SOCS box protein 3-like. Gene Ontology annotation, biological process: proteasome-mediated ubiquitin-dependent protein catabolic process. Lineage: Eukaryota; Metazoa; Arthropoda; Insecta; Diptera; Cecidomyiidae. Gene Ontology annotation, cellular component: SCF ubiquitin ligase complex. The record is from RefSeq and is a predicted model, not a curated record. Gene Ontology annotation, molecular function: protein binding.
UUGGAUAUUCUGUGAUUGAAUAACUUCCACAAGGAAAUUCAUUCACCGCAAUCGUCAAGGCAGCUUACCACGCAUUCUUCUGUUUUUAAUCCCAUUGUAAAGAAAGUGUUUGGCGAUAAUUUGCUCUUUGGAUACGCAGCACGGAAAUAGUUGCACGGCAUACGAAUUAGUAUUGAAUUACUUAUUGAAACCGCAACGCAAGUGCAUUUCACCCAUAUAUUUUGAUACGGCAAACGAAACAGACGCAACACACAACAAAUGGCUCCAAAACGUCAUUUGGUCGUUGGCAAUAUGGAACACACCGACCAGAAAAAUACUUACCAAACUAUGAACCUCACUUAAUACGACAAUUGGAUAUGGAGCAAACGGAAUCGAUCACAAGAAGUCAUGCUGGGUGACACAUUUCGAAAAGCCUAUUUCCAUCCGAACUGGUGUAAAGGGACGGCUGCUGUGCGUGGAAAUCAUGCGAUAAACAGUUGCCGACACUAUUGGGAAAUUCAUGUGUCGCAUCGUGUUUUUGGCACGAGCAUGAUGUUCGGCGUUGGAACGGCCGAUGUGCGGUUGCAGGCAAAUAAGUUUACGAACAUGUUGGGCGAAGAUGAGAAUGGAUGGGGUCUGAGUCAUAAAGGCUUACUAUGGCACGGUGGCAUUGCAUACAAAUUCACCGAUCGAUUCGUGGAGAAUGCGGUGGUAAUUGGUUUAUUCUUUGACGGUAUCAACGGAACACUGACCUAUUACAAAGAUGGCAAGUGUUUGGGUGUUGCUUUUCGUGGUUUGAACAAAGUUGAAAAGCCACUGUAUCCGUUCAUCAUAUCGACGGCAGCUAAAACUGAAAUGGUUGUGAGCGAAACGCGACGCGAUUUUCCCGACCUGAAAGAUCGAUGUAGAGGCGAAAUUAUGAAGCACAUCAAAAAUAAAUCAGACCUAGUCAAAUUGGAAAAAUUGUUACCCACCGUUGUACUGGAAUACUUGUCAGAAGCAUUUUAUGAUGAACGACCUCUUACUCCCGUCGAUAAUUACGAUCAAUACAAAGUGUAAAUUUUGUUGUUUUUCCUUUCAAACAUUCCCUGCAGUUUUUUCGUUUCAUUUCUAGUUCAAUAAUCGAUAUUGAAACUGACAACGGUGGUAUCGUCAACCAGUAGCUAUACGAGCUAAAUCUAGUCAUUAAAUGUUUUACUUAAGUAAAAUUAAAAAGAACAAUAACAGAAAUAAUAAAUAAUGUGAUUGUGUAUGUUUUAUGAAUAAUUAAUCCCGAAUUAAUGU